Messenger RNA from Hippocampus zosterae (dwarf seahorse), 583 nucleotides. RefSeq names its product merlin-like. Gene Ontology annotation, biological process: positive regulation of early endosome to late endosome transport; positive regulation of protein localization to early endosome; regulation of gliogenesis. The record is from RefSeq and is a predicted model, not a curated record. The annotation marks the transcript as partial. The transcript is spliced from 4 exons. Lineage: Eukaryota; Metazoa; Chordata; Actinopteri; Syngnathiformes; Syngnathidae. Gene Ontology annotation, cellular component: plasma membrane; filopodium; adherens junction. Gene Ontology annotation, molecular function: actin binding; cell adhesion molecule binding.
AGCACGGUGGGCUUGAGGGAGACCUGGUUCUUUGGCCUGCGCUACACCGUCAAGGACACGUACGCGUGGCUCAAACCUGACAAACGGGUCCUGGACCAGGAGGUUCCAAAAGACUCGCCCAUCACGUUUCACUUCCUGGCCAAAUUCUUCCCAGAGAAAGUUGAAGAAGAACUGGUCCAAGAAAUCACGCAGCACCUCUUCUUUUUGCAGGUGAAAAAACAGAUCUUGGAUGAGGAGAUCUUCUGUUCGCCCGAAGCUUCUGUUCUUCUGGCCUCGUACGCUGUCCAAGCCAAAUACGGCGACUCCGACCCCAACUUCCACAAGCCGGGCUUCCUGGCGCAGGAUGAACUUCUGCCCAAAACAGUUAAGUGUGCCCAUUGCCAUGUUGAUGCCCACCACAGGAGGGCGCUCAAGAGGCAAUCGCGUCACGCGGAUCUGGCUUGCCAAACUCGUCUGUGCAAUAAAACGCGGAAUGCUUCUACAAUCUUGCCCGUUUUUCAAACGUAAAUCACUUUCGUUUGAAAAUUCUCGUGGCGCACUCGUACUGGAUGGUCUGCGGCCGUGACCAGUCGGUUCAUCUUGA